AUCGAAUCCAAACAACCCCAGCGUGCAAAGCUAAGGUAAAACUGUAAAAAUAUGGAAUGCUCAUUAAAACUGAAGGCAAACUGGAGAUAGCAACACUGAGACUUGAUCUCAAGCUAAUCUUAAUUCGCGCUUUCCGGGGAUGGAGCUACCGUGCUCAUCUUGUUGCUCUCAUCGGAUCUCAUCCGUGUUAAAUUACAGAAGAACCCUUGCAUGCUCAAUCAAACCAUCCAGCUGGUCCACCUGCAAAGCUGCUAACUUUGCCCUAUUUAAACCUUGCGAAACCUUUCCUUCCUCAGAUGGGAUUCGGAGUUCCAGAACCUUCUCGAAAUCUGCUUCGAUCAAACUGGGGACUCGCGGUUCCGUCUUGGCCUUCUCUCAAGUUGGGGCUGCAGGAUCUGAUCCAGGAUUGAAUAAAAUUUCACAGUUCAGAGAUGCCUUUUGGAGAUUUUUACGGCCCCAUACCAUACGCGGUACCACGUUAGGAUCUGUAUCAUUGGUAGCAAGAGCUCUAAUCGAAAACCCAAAUCUAAUUAGGUGGUCAUUGUUACUCAAGGCGUUUUAUGGGCUCUUUGCUCUCAUUUGUGGCAAUGGCUAUAUAGUGGGCAUCAAUCAGAUAUACGACAUUGGAAUUGACAAGGUAAACAAACCUUAUUUACCUAUAGCAGCAGGAGACCUUACAGUUCAAUCUGCAUGGAUCUUGGUGAUAUCGCUUGCUGUGGCUGGACUCUUUAUUGUCGGGAUCAACUUUGGUUCAUUUAUUGGUUCUCUUUAUGCUCUUGGUCUCUUCCUUGGCACCAUUUACUCUGUGCCUCCUUUUCGCAUGAAGAGAUUCCCAGUUCUAGCAUUUCUUAUAAUCGCAACGGUGAGAGGGUUUCUUCUUAAUUAUGGUGUUUAUUAUGCUACACGAGCAGCUUUGGGGCUAAACUUUGAAUGGAGCUCACCUGUUGCUUUCAUUACAAGUUUUGUCACGAUGUUUGCUUUGGUUAUUGCCAUUACAAAGGAUCUGCCUGAUGUAGAAGGUGAUCGAAAGUUUCAAAUUUCUACCUUCGCUACAAAGCUUGGUGUGAGAAACAUAGCAAUUUUGGGCUCUGGGCUAUUGCUGGUAAAUUACUUUGGUGCGGUAUUGGCUGCAACUUACAUUCCUCAAGCUUUCAGAACCAGAUUAAUGAUACCCUUACAUACAACAUUGGCAGUAUGUUUAGUUUUCCAGGCUUGGUUAUUGGAAAAAUCAAAUUAUACUAAGGAAGCAAUUUUAGAAUUCUACCGGUUUAUAUGGAAUCUCUUCUAUGCAGAGUACUUGUUGUUCCCUUUCUUCUAAAUAAAUAACUAGUGCUAGUUUUAGUUAUCACUGAUAACAUUCCUAGGGACGCUGUUCACGGAUUUAAUAAAUAAGGUGAAUGCAAAAAAACAUAAGAGGAGUAGAUUCAAAGUAUUCAACCAAUUAUUAAGAUAAUGGAGCUUCAAAGUUUGGCAACCUCAUAAAAACCACUUAAGAUGAGUUGAGAACACGCACCUUCAAAAAGGUUGUUGUUACUAGUUUUAGACUUUUAGAUUGGGUUUUCCCUAUAAUAUUAACAUGGCCACUGUGCACUAAAAAUCACAUUCCUAUCUAUUAUUAUUUCAAUUAUAAUAGGAAAAACUGUCAAAUAGACACUCGUAGUAUGUUAAAAAAUCAGAUUAAUUAGUUACUCCGACAAACUUUAGAAAAACGAUUGGGUUUUUCAACUAUGUUAAAAAAUCAAUGAAGCUCUCAAACUGAAAAAACGCCUAGUUAGGCUCACAAACUUUAGAAAAACGAUCAAACGUAUAAUUUAAUUGGUUAAAAUCAGAUUAAUUAGUUACUCUGACAUGACGACUACGACCCACAUGUUUAUUCUUUUUAUUUUUAUUUUUCUUCCACCCCACCUCCCCUUUCUUCUUUAUUCUUGGACCCUAUCUCUUCUUCCUUUCUUCUUCCUCCCUACCCUCCCAUACAAACCUUUUCAUUUCUGGGUUUUUUCCUUUGUUUCUCUCCUUUCUCUUGUGUCUUCUUCCCAUCCGACCUUUCCCCCUUUUUUCUUCCACCCCAAUUACUCUGCCGACGUAGUCAAGUUUUCUCCUUUCAACUUUAUCAUUGAUAACGAAAAUUAACACUAUUUUAUUUAUUGAGAAGAAAGGGAACAAUAAGGAAAGCGGAACAAUAAAGUAGUAGUAGUAGUAGGGGAGAAAAGGAAAAAAGAAAUGAAAAGAAAAGAGAAAAAAGGGAAAAAGGCCACUCUGACUAUCAUGUCGUCAGAGUAACCGGUUAAUCGGGACUUAGAACAUCCCCAAUGCAUUUAAGUCUAGUCUAUUUUAAAAGUGAGAAUGGAAAAUAAUUAAAUGACUUUCUAGUCCACAAAAUAAAAGUGGAGUAAUUGGAUAGUGAGGAUUACAAUAAGUCUCAAAUGCAAUCAAUCUUUAGAGUUCAUGUUAGCCAGUGGCGGAGCCAGAGAUUUUUCAAAGGGGAGCAUACCGAAGAUUAAAACGUAACACGUUAGCACAAAUUAUAGUUCAUUACACACUACUUGACUGAUGUCUGUAUAUAUUCACAAUGUUGCAUGAUAACUUCAUGUUGGGAAAACACAACUCCCAGCUUUCUCAGGAUCACAAACUCAUAGUAUUCUUGUAAACUCACUAACACACUCAUAAUGCAAAGACUCAAUUUGACAAUAUCACUUUGUAUUAUACUAUUGAUGAAAUGUAUAACAGACAUUUUACAAAUAAAC
This is a messenger RNA of Cuscuta europaea, 2744 nucleotides long. The record is from the annotation of a GenBank genome assembly. NCBI's taxonomy places the organism in Eukaryota, Viridiplantae, Streptophyta, Magnoliopsida, Solanales, Convolvulaceae.